Zygotorulaspora mrakii is the source of this 399-nucleotide messenger RNA. It is a transcript of the gene KGD4, whose product is annotated as alpha-ketoglutarate dehydrogenase subunit KGD4. Gene Ontology annotation, biological process: 2-oxoglutarate metabolic process. The record is from RefSeq and is a predicted model, not a curated record. Bases 1 to 399 code for a protein of 132 amino acids. Lineage: Eukaryota; Fungi; Ascomycota; Saccharomycetes; Saccharomycetales; Saccharomycetaceae. The transcript has a single exon.
AUGAGGCCCACAGUGACGAAAUUGGCAAGGGCAUACACACCGAUGAUCAAGUUUGUUGGUGGUAAGCACCCUAUUAUUGAGCAUUCCGGAGCUAUUAAAGCGCAUCCAUGCUCUUUGGGGGGUUUGCUACCUGGUUCGAAGGACUGUGUUCCGGUGUCUGAAUUCUUGAGGAAUCAAAGACCAUUUGAAGUGAUUCCUUAUAAGAACGCUAAUAGGCCCCAGAAAGUCAAGUCCUCAAAGAGCGUUUCGGCGGGUGCCUCAAAAUCGCAGUACGAUUUUGUUCAUAGGCCGCUGAAAGAUAAUGAAGUCAGCUCAAUUUCACAGUUACCUGCGAGAUUUAGAUUCAAGCCUAUAGGUGAAUUGGAAUCGGAGACGAUCAAUAACGGUGGCGCCUUGUGA